UGCAGCGGUGUAAUGUAUGAAUAUAGCGUCAAGUGCUGCUGUUGUGACCAGGCCGUGGGCUCGGCAAAACAUGUAGAAUAGAAACCAUGAAGGCAACAAAAGAAUAACCUUAAAUCGUUUGAAAGGACUGUUUUCUACAGACAGCGGCUCAGUUGCAAAUAGAGAGACCAGCUCUCCUGUUGUGCCAAUUUUACAUGAGAACGUCACCUUAGAACCCAAGAAUAGUUUCAUUGGAGCUCCUGGAAAUGACAAGCGUCAUGGAUUGAAAGCUGCAGCACUGAUGCAUCACACUGUUGAGGGGUGCACAUCAGUGGGGCCAGUUACAAUGGAAGGAUCGCUGACGGAGCAACAGCUUGGCCUCCGACAGGCAGAGGAACGUCUUUACAGAGAUUAUAUCCACAAGCUUUUAAAACAAUCCCCAGAAUACCCAAAGUAUCAAUACAUAUGCAAGCUGUGUUCGGUUCAUAUUGAGCACAUUCAAGCAGCACACAAACACAUAAAGGAGAAGAGACACAAGAAGAACAUAAUGGAAAAACAGGAGGAAAAUGAACUGCGUGCCCUGCCACCCCCUAAUACUGUACAGCUAAGAGCCAUCGACACAGCUGUUCUGGAAGCAGCCAGGCAGAAGGGGAUUUCUGAGGAGGACUUUGAGCAUCGAAAGGCUGUGGUUAUUAGGAUGGAGGACAUCAUAAAGAAACACCUCUCAGCUUGCACUCUAAGUCUCUACGGUUCUUGCCUUACCCGAUUUGCCUUCAAGACGAGUGAUAUCAACAUUGAUGUCAUCCACCCAUCCACAAUGACACAACCGGAAGUCCUGAUUCAAGUGCUUGACAUCCUGAAAAACAGCACUGAAUUUUCAGAGGUUGUGUCAGACUUUCAUGCCAAAGUUCCUGCCAUCAUCUGUCGUGAUGUCAAAAGUGGCUUGAUUUGCAAAGUGAGUGCAGGCAAUGAUGUUGCUUGUCUCACGACAAAUCACAUGGCAGCCUUGGCUAAAAUGGAACCCAGGUUGGUUCCCCUGGUGCUGGCUUUCCGGUACUGGGCAAGGCUAUGUCACAUUGACUGUCAAGCCGAGGGUGGAAUCCCCUCAUAUUCCUUCGCUCUCAUGGUCAUCUUCUUCUUGCAGCAGAGAAAAGAGCCAAUCCUCCCUGUCUACCUGGGCCAUUGGAUUGAUGGCUUUGAUGUGAAACAUGUGGAUGAGUAUCAUCUUACAGGAAUCCAGUCAGACAUGUAUGUGCAAUGGGAGCACAGACCUUCUAGCACCACGGAUGGGCAGGUAGAGAAUCAAAACAAUGCUAGGGGGGAAGGCAGAUCAAAACCAGAGCGCAGUAAACCUGAUAAGGCUCAGAUUUCACAUGGCUUGGCCCGGCUGACUUUUGAAUUGUGUGAAGAAGUGUCACUGGGACACUUAUGGUUGGAACUCCUGCGUUUCUACACUCUAGAGUUUGGAUUGGAAGAAUACAUUAUCAGCAUCCGUUUAAAAGCGCUUCUAUCUCGGGAAAUGAAGAACUGGCCUCGCCGCAGGCUUGCUAUAGAAGAUCCUUUUGCCUUGAAGAGGAACGUUGCACGAAGCUUGAACAGCCAAAUGGUGUUUGAGUACAUACAGGAGCGGUUCCGCACAGCUUAUAAAUACUUUGCCUGCCCACAGAAAAAAGGCAGGAUGGAGCAGAAAAGCAAGAUGGCUGGCAAGCAAGGGUCCAAGUUGUCCCGAGUAGAGAAGAAAGGGCCUGCAUCAAUGUGUGCUAACAAGAUUGAGACUAAUUUAUCGAAGUUGACAGAUGAGAACAUUCAAAUGACAUUCCAACAAUCAAAGGAUGAUGACAUUUUGAGCGACAAUAAAGCUAGGUCAGAUCUGUCCACAGAGGAGGAUGAGAGGCUGCUUGAUGGCAGCCUCAUGGCUAUGGCCCUCAGUGAAGAGAGCAAAGCCUCUGAACACUCUUCCCUUCCCACCAAUGGAUUACUGCACGAAGAAAUAAAGGGUGAAGAGGAGGAAAACUGUUUUUCUGAAAAAGAGGGAGUCGCAACAUCAGAAGAGCUUCACUAUAUCUUUGAUAAGAUGAUUUUCACGGGCGGGAAGCCUCCAAAUGUUGUGUGCAGUAUUUGCAAACGAGAUGGUCACCUGAAAGAUGAGUGUCCUGAUGACUUUAAAAAGAUCGAGUUGAAGCUCCUACCUCCAAUGAACAACCAUUUCCGAGAGAUCCUGAAUGGGCUUUGCAAACUGUGCCACUAUGAACUGGCACCCACACAUGCUGAGCAGCAGAAGAGAGAGCAGAUCCUUGCCAGUCUGGAAAGGUUCAUAAGGAAGGAGUACAAUGAUAAAGCCCAACUGUGUUUAUUUGGAUCCUCCAAGAAUGGCUUCGGUUUUCAUGACAGUGACCUUGACAUUUGCAUGACUUUAGAGGGUCACGAAACUGCAGAGAAGCUGAACUGUAAGGAGAUCAUCGAAGGCCUUGCUAAAGUCUUAAAGAAGCAUGCAGGACUGAGGAACAUCUUGCCUAUUACAACAGCAAAAGUUCCUAUCGUGAAGUUUGAACACAGGCAAAGUGGUUUGGAGGGAGACAUCAGUCUCUACAACACUCUGGCUCAACAUAACACCAGAAUGCUGGCUAUGUAUGCAGCCCUGGAUCAGCGAGUGCAGCUCCUGGGAUAUAUGAUGAAGGUCUUUGCAAAGCGCUGUGACAUUGGAGAUGCAUCCAGAGGGAGUCUCUCAUCCUAUGCAUACAUCCUGAUGGUGCUUUACUUUCUACAACAGAGGCAGCCUCCAGUCAUCCCAGUCCUGCAGGAGAUCUUUGACGGAACAAGUGUUCCACAGAGAAUAGUAGAUGGUUGGAAUGCCUUCUUCUUCGAUGACCUUGAAGAUUUGCGCCUGCGGCAGCGUAAUACUCAGGUGGAGCUUAACACAGAAUCUGUGGGUGAGCUAUGGUUGGGCCUCCUGCGCUUCUACACCGAAGAGUUUGACUUCAAAGAGCACGUCAUCAGCAUCCGCCAAAAGAAACGUCUCACUACCUUUGAAAAGCAGUGGACAAGCAAAUGCAUUGCAAUUGAAGAUCCUUUUGAUUUGAGUCAUAAUCUUGGUGCUGGAGUUUCUCGCAAAAUGACAAACUUUAUCAUGAAGGCUUUCAUAAAUGGGCGAAAGCUGUUUGGAACUCCCUUCUACCCGGCCCCUGGUACUGAAGCGGACUACUUCUUUGAUGCGAAGGUUCUAACAGAUGGUGAAUUGGCACCAAAUGACAGGUGCUGCAGGAUCUGUGGAAAGAUUGGACAUUACAUGAAGGACUGUCCCAAGAGACGCAGAAUGAAAAAGAAAGAAAAUGACAAAGAUGAAGAUGUAAAAGAUGAAGAGCGGGAGCAAAAAGAUAGGCGUUGUUUUCAGUGCGGGGACACUGGUCAUGUCAGGAGAGACUGCCCUGAGUAUCGCCAUGUAAAGCAGAGGACGGCCGUUGCACCAGCUCCUCACAUGGUACGGUCUUUGGUGAGUUCUCAGUCCAUCACCGGUUCCCAGGUACCACCAGACGGUCCUGGAAGGGCCAGGCUACCCUCGGAGAGUUCCGACAGUUACCGGACUCCACCCUAUUCUCCACAGCCCACGGCUGUGUCUCAAAGUUCCCCUCAGUCCUCCACUUCUCCCAAGCCCUCCCAAAAUAAACCCAUUUCUUCCGGUCCCCAGAAGCAGCCUUCUCACCCCCAAGUGCCACUUUCUCUCUUCAACUUCACCUCAUCCCACCCAAGCCAGUAUCACCUUGGAACCCUGGCUGCCCGAGGGCCUCUUCCCUGCCACCAUCACCAGUCACACCCAUCGCAGGGGCAGCCUCACCACCCAGCUCACAUCGCUUCUCCCUCCUGGCCCAUUCACGGACCUGUCCUUACCACAAACACAACCACUGCCCACUCUCCACCAAGCUUGAAAUUGGCUCUUCGGUCAGCGUCGGGAAGCACGACGAGCUCCGGGGGAAGCCCCAACGCUAUCAACCUGAAUGAUCCCAGUAUCAUUUUUGCACAGCCAGCUGGAAGAUCGCUGAGUGUUGCUGGGCCAGGACGCGAAGGACACUGGCUCAACCGCUUGGCACACCAUGGUUCACUUCUAGGAAAUGGCACCGUGGUCAAGUCAGAUUUGGGGCACUCAUCCCAGUUUAUUGGUGUGAGCCAAGGUUCUCAAGUAUGGGAGCACAAUAAAACACCCCAGUUUGCACUGUCUCCUUCCUGGCCAUACCGAAUGCCGCAGAAUUUUAUCCAGCAGGGAAACGGUGGCUACCAACCAGGCUCUGCGAUGCAUCCGAAUCCAAAUUUGCCCAUGGUUCACCAUGUCAGACACCCAGUAAAUCUGAAUUUCAUCCAGCAGAAAAAAUGAAAUGAUGUUGUUUUAAAAAAAAAAAAAAAAAAAAUGUUUUAUUGGCCAGUGACACAACAAAGUAAAAUUAUGUACCCUUUGCACCAUUUACUGUAUAUCGUCAGAAUUUUUUAAAAGAAUUGUAAAAUUUUUGUACAGUUUUUGUUGUAUUUUUUUGUCUCAUUAUAUUGAUUUGUGAUACAAAUGUCAAAUAUUUUAAUUCCCCAAUUUUGAGGGGGUCCAAAAGUGUUUUUAUUUCCUGUGUAAAGGAGGGGAAAAAAGUACCUGUAUUUUUAUGAGCUUCUCUGUUUGUCAAGAGAUGAAGGCUUUGAAUAAAUAUUUUAUUUAAAACCA
Messenger RNA from Hippocampus comes (tiger tail seahorse), 4678 nucleotides. It is a transcript of the gene tut4, whose product is annotated as terminal uridylyl transferase 4. The transcript is spliced from 30 exons. The record is from RefSeq and is a predicted model, not a curated record. NCBI's taxonomy places the organism in Eukaryota, Metazoa, Chordata, Actinopteri, Syngnathiformes, Syngnathidae. Bases 281 to 4345 code for a protein of 1354 amino acids. Gene Ontology annotation, molecular function: nucleic acid binding; RNA uridylyltransferase activity; zinc ion binding.